AUGUCCGAGAAGGAAAUGGAAUACACCCGCCUGGGCAACUCUGGCCUAAAGAUCUCCAAGGUCAUUUUGGGGACUAUGUCUUACGGAAGCAGCCAGUGGCAAGACUGGGUGCUUGACGAGGACAAGGCGCUGCCGCUAAUCGAGCACGCCUAUAAGCGGGGCAUCAAUACCUGGGACACGGCGGACGUCUACUCCCACGGCCGGUCCGAGGAAAUCGUUGGCAAGGCCCUGAAGCAGUUCAACAUCCCGCGUAACCGCGUGGUCAUCCUGACCAAGUGCUUUUUCGGUGUCGAUGACGAGGGCAACUUUCCGCCCAUCUCAGCAUCUGCGACGAACGACGGUCACUUCGUCAAUCGCACGGGCCUCUCGCGAAAGCAUAUCUUCGAUGCAGUUGAUGCGAGCGUGCAGCGACUCGGCACGUAUAUCGAUGUACUGCAGAUUCAUCGACUAGAUCGGGACACGCCGCGCGAGGAAAUCAUGAAGGCGCUGAAUGAUGUUGUUGAAAGCGGAAAGGUGCGGUACAUUGGUGCCAGCUCGAUGGCCGCGUGGGAAUUCCAAACCCUCCAAAACAUCGCUGACCGACACGGCUGGCACAAGUUUAUCUCGAUGCAGAACUAUCACAACCUAAUCGCCCGCGAAGAGGAGCGUGAGAUGAUCCCCUACUGCCUAGACAGCGGCGUCGGACUGAUUCCCUGGUCGCCGAUGGCUCGGGGCGUUCUCGCCCGGCCCUGGGGCGAGCGCUCAAGCGUCCGGGAGAACACGGACGGGGCUAUCAAAUGGCUUAUUCGCAGCCGCGAGUCUGAGGCCGACAAGGUCAUCGUCGACCGCGUUGAGGAGGUCGCGUCGAAGAAAGGACUUAGCAUGGCACAGGUUGCUAUAGCGUGGUCGUUGAGCCACCGCAGCAUGUGCCCUAUUGUUGGGCUGAGUAGCACGGCUCGUAUUGAUGAGGCCGUGAAGAGUGUUAAGGUCAAGUUGACGGAUGAGGAGAUUCGGUACUUGGAGGAGGCGUACGUGCCCAAGACCGUUGCUGGUUGGUAG
Molecule: messenger RNA, 1038 nt
Organism: Penicillium riverlandense
Lineage: Eukaryota; Fungi; Ascomycota; Eurotiomycetes; Eurotiales; Aspergillaceae
Product: aldo/keto reductase
Exons: 4
Coding region: 1-1038 (345 amino acids)
Source: RefSeq, a predicted model, not a curated record